Molecule: messenger RNA, 5240 nt
Organism: Erinaceus europaeus (western European hedgehog)
Lineage: Eukaryota; Metazoa; Chordata; Mammalia; Eulipotyphla; Erinaceidae
Product: KIAA1549 like
Exons: 22
Coding region: 512-4828 (1438 amino acids)
Source: RefSeq, a predicted model, not a curated record
GACGCGGCUCAGAGCUGCAGUAACGCUCGGCCGGGAGCCGGAGCCCGAGCCCGAGCUGGAACCCGAACCCGAGCUAGGAGAGUGGUGCGGAGAGGCAGCAGCUGGCGGCGGGAGGGAGGGUCCGGAGCGCGCCCCGCGGACGCCGGCCCCGGCUCCUCGCAGCCUCGUCCCCUCAGUCUGCACGAGUCGGCCCCGGGGAGGGGCCCCGGGCGGCGCCCGACCCACCCUUGCUCCCCGAGGCGCACCGGUGCGCGGAGGCAGCACCGUGGGAACCCCGGCCGGCUCCCGCCGCGCCUCCAUGCGGCCCCGAACCUUGCGCGGCUGAAGCAGCGGCUUCCCGAGCCCGCUCGGGGCGCGGCAGGACCAGCGAGCGAGUCGCGACGCCCGGAGCCCCCGCCCUCCGGCGCCCGGGCCAUGGCGAGAGAUGCCCGGUGAGGACCUGGGCGCCGAAAGCUGGGCUCCCCGGCGCGGUGCGGAGCGAGGCAGCGGCCUGGAUGUGUGAAGCGUCCCCAUGGCUCGGCAGGAGGCGAAGCCCCGGGAUCUACGGGAAGCUGGCCGGGCAGCACGGGCUUCGAGGGAAGCUGGCAGGAGCCGGCCCGGGGCGCACGGGCUCUAUGUGACCGGCCGAGGAACCACGAGCUGCCUGGGCGCGAGGGGGUCCCACGGUGCGCCCCCGCCGCCGCCACCGCUGCUGCUGGGACUCCUGCUGCUGGCGGCCCUGGCAGAGCCCAGCCGGGCCGACCCGGGAACAGACAAUCCACAGGCAACUGUCACCCCAACCCCAGAAUCAUUUCCUCAUGGGAAAUUGCUGUCGAUUUCACCAACAUGGCCUUUCUCAGAAGUUCAGUCUUCCUCGGCAGUGGACAGAAUCCACACCAGGCUGGGACAGUCCCUGGACAACACAAGCUCACUGCAGCUUGCUGGAACACCUCCUCCCAAGACACACCGUCAAGCUAGGGCUCACAGGGACUUCUCUUCCCCCGACCAAGGAAGUGGACACAGCACCUCCCUCAAGCCUUCUAAGGACCCCACUGAGGCCCUGGCCGGACUGAGAUCUCAAGGGGGGAAGGAAGCAGCAUCCAUGUCAGUGGACUCAGUGUCUUCCGAGGAGGAACCAACAGCAGCUGCAGUUGCCACGUUGUUUCUGAGGAAAUCCAGCUCCCCAGCAGCGCUCUCUGCAGCCCUGGUUGCUAAGGGCACUGCUAGCAGCCCCUUGGCUGUGGCCUCAGGAGUAGUCAAGACCAGUCUGACUUCGGUUCUAGCUAAAAAUGUCACAAACAUCGCAGCAUCUGGCCCAAAGGUGACACCAGUGGGAGUCCAUCCGGUCUUCUCAUUCACACCCACCUAUAUGUUUGCAAGAACAGCACACACCAUGAGCACUCACACAGCCAUGCAGGGGAACACAGGCAUUGCUUCUGGCCUGUUGUCCACCACACAUCUCCCCAGGAAACCACAAGCCAUGCACACAGGCCUCCCAAACCCCACCAACCCAGACAUGCCCAGGGUGUCCACCUCACGCCCGCUGACAAUCACUGCAGCCUUGACAUCUGUGACCGCACCAGUAAGGGCCACCCGAUUGCCCCCUGUCCCAGCAGAAAAUACAGAUGUUGCUCUAGCCGCUGUGUCAACUGCGAUGAUUACAACUGGUAAAAUGGCAUCCAGCCUGGAGUGUCAGAUGUCCAGUAAGCUCCUGGUGAAGACAGUUCUCUUUGUAACCCAAAGGAGAGUGCAGAUCAGUGAAUCUUUGAAGAUCAAUGUAGCUAAAGGACUCACACAGUCUCUGAGGAAGGCUUUCCGCCAGAAUGACAUCUCGGCUCACGUGGACAUUCUGGAACAUUCUCAUAAUGUCACGGUGGGUUAUUAUGCGACCAAAGGGAAGCUGGUGUAUUUGCCUGCUGUUGUGAUUGAAAUGCUAGGUGUCUAUGGGGUCAGCAAUGUUACUGCAGAUCUGAAGCAACAUACACCAAACUUGCAGUCUGUGGCAGUACUUGCCUCCCCAUGGAAUCCCCAGCCUGCAGGCUACUUCCAGCUGAAAACAGUGCUGCAGUUUGUGAGCCAGUCUGACAAUAUCCAGUCCUGCAAGUUUGCUCAAACAAUGGAACAGAAGCUUCAGAAAGCCUUCCAGGAUGCUGAGAGGAAGGUCCUGAGUACCAACAGCAACUUGACAAUCCAGAUUUUGAGCACAUCCAACGCCUCGCAGACAGUCACCCUGGUUUACGUGGUGGGCAAUCGGAGCUCCUUCCUCAAUGGCACAGUUGCCAGCAGCCUUCUCCGCCAGCUCUCUGCAGAGCUGGUGGGGUUCUACCUCACCUACCCGCCUCUCACCAUUGCUGAACCACUAGAAUAUCCCAACCUUGACAUAUCAGAAACAACCAGAGACUACUGGGUAAUUACAGUGCUUCAAGGUGUGGACAAUUCGCUGGUGGGCCUGCACAACCAGAGCUUUGCCCGGGUCAUGGAGCAGCGCCUGGCCCAGCUCUUCAUGAUGUCCCAGCAACAAGGCCGGCGGUUUAAACGGGCAACCACCCUGGGAAGCUACACUGUGCAGAUGGUGAAGAUGCAGCGGGUGCCAGGACCCAAGGACCCAGCGGAGCUGACUUACUAUACCUUGUACAACGGGAAACCUUUGCUGGGGACUGCAGCUGCCAAGAUCCUCAGCACCAUUGACUCCCAAAGGAUGGCCUUGACCUUACAUCACGUCGUCCUUCUGCAAGCUGACCCUGUAGUGAAGAACCCACCCAACAACCUGUGGAUCAUCGCUGCAGUGCUGGCACCCAUCGCUGUGGUCACGGUCAUCAUCAUCAUCAUCACUGCUGUGCUCUGCCGGAAGAACAAGAACGACUUUAAACCAGACACUGUGAUGAACCUGCCUCAGAGAGCAAAGCCUGUGCAAGGCUUCGACUAUGCCAAGCAGCAUCUGGGGCAGCAAGGAGCAGAUGAGGAGGUCGUCCCCGUGACACAGGAAACAGUGGUCCUUCCACUCCCGGCUCGAGAUGCCCCCGCCUCACAGGAAAGGGACAUCAUCCAGGACGGAAGCACCAUCAAGACGGCCAAAUCCUCUGAAACCAGAAAGAGCAGGUCGCCCAGUGAGAAUGGCUCUGUCAUCAGCAAGGAAUCAGGGAAGCCCAGCUCGGGGAGGCGCUCACCCCAGAAUGUAAUGGCACAGCAGAAAGUGACAAAGGAGGAGGAGGCACGAAAGAGAAAUGUGCCUGCAAGUGAUGAAGAGGAAGGACCAGUUCUCUUCGACAACACUGGCAAGUUGGCUGCUGAUCAUUUUGACACAUCUUCUGGAUCUGUGCAGCUGAUCGCAAUUAAACCUACAGCCCUCCCCUUGGUGCACCCCACCUCGGACAGGAGCCAGGAGUCAGCCGUUCUCAAUGGUGAGGUGAACAAAGCCCUGAAGCAGAAGUCGGACAUUGAGCAUUAUCGGAACAAGCUGCGCCUCAAAGCCAAAAGGAAGGGAUAUUACGAUUUUCCCCCAGUGGAGACAAACAAGGCUCAAACGGAGAGAAAAAAGAUGUACGACAAACCCCAAAAGGAAAUGGAGCAUGUUUUGGAUCCAGACCCUGAACUGUGUGCCCCAUUCACUGAGUCUAAAAGCAGGCAACAGAUGAAGAACUCUGUCUACCGAAGCCGGCAGUCUCUGAAUAGCCCAAGUCCAGGGGAAACAGAGAUGGACCUUCUGGUAACUCGGGAGCGGCCCCGGCGUGGAAUCAGGAACAGCGGAUACGAUAAAACAUCACAUCUGGAAGGACCUGCAAGAAGGUCCAAAUGUCAACUGCAGUUGUUUCUGGAGACAGAGCCAGAAAUCAUUGAGGAGACCAAUAUUGACAGAGUUAACGAACCACGCGGCUAUGCCAGGUCAAGACAGGUAAAGGGCCACUCAGAGACAUCCACACUGAGCUCCCAGCCCUCCAUCGACGAGGUCCGGCAGCAGAUGCACAUGCUUCUGGAGGAAGCCUUCAGCCUGGCAUCCUCGGGCCAUGCAGGCCAGAGUCGCCACCAGGAGGCCUACGGCUCAGCACAGUACCUGCCCUACUCAGAGGUGGUGACCAGCGCACCAGGGACCAUGACACGGCCGCGUGCUGGAGUGCAGUGGGUGCCAACCUACCGCCCCGAGAUGUACCAGUACAGUCUGCCUCGGCCAGCCUACAGGUUUUCCCAGCUUCCUGAAAUGGUCAUGGGUUCUCCCCCUCCGCCUGUCCCUCCCCGGACUGGCCCUGUGGCUGUCACCUCCCUCAGAAGGUCCACCUCGGAUGUCGGCAGCAAGACCAGGAUGGCCGACGUCGCGGGGCCCGAGCCGGCCCAGCUGCACGACAGUACCUCCUUUACCCAGGUGUCCCGAGGCCCUGUGUCCGUGGCGCAGCUGGAUCAGUCGGCUUUAAAUUACUCAGGUAAUACGGUGCCAGCAGUGUUUGCCAUCCCUGCUGCCAACAGACCUGGCUUCACCGGCUACUUCAUCCCGACACCGCCCUCAUCCUACAGGAACCAGGCCUGGAUGUCCUAUGCAGGAGAGAAUGAGCUCCCCAGCCAGUGGGCCGACUCGGUCCCCCUCCCUGGGUACAUCGAGGCUUAUCCACGGUCACGCUAUCAGCAGAGCUCACCCUCCAGGCUCCCUCGCCAGUACAGCCAGCCGAGUGGCAUGCACCCCAGCUUGGAGCAGGCCCCUGUGCCCUCUGCAGCGGCCUCACAGCAGAGCCUGGCAGAGAAUGACCCAUCUGACACACCCCUGACCAACAUCUCCACGGCCGCACUGGUGAAGGCUAUUCGGGAAGAGGUGGCCAAACUGGCCAAGAAACAGACAGACAUGUUUGAGUUCCAGGUUUAAUCCCUUAGUCCAGAGGACUUCAAACUGAGGAAGCCGCCUUUGGCUUUCUCACAUUUACUGCGUUGAAACUUUAGACAUUGACCUUGCGUGAGUGCUUACCCCCAUUUCUGGAAAGGUAUCCAGCAGGGCUUCUGGGGGAAUAAGAGGACACCAACUGAUUGUACACCUGGAAGUCCCUGCGGGAUACCAUAUGUUUGAUAUUCAGUUAAAUGUUUGAACUAGGGUGUAUUACCCUAUGGAAUCUUAGUCCCGAGAGACUAGCUAAUCUGCAGAUUUUGACCCAGUGCCACAUUUUCAUAAAUCGCUAGAAGGUGGAGAACAUAACUCUGUCUUUGGUGACCUCUGCAUGUUAACUUUAUUUCUGUAUUAAAAGCCUUGCAGGCGUGCGAUGAAGCACCAGAUUGUACACUCU